AAGAGAGGACAAAAAAAAGAAGAAGAAGUCAAGAGGGAGACAAAAGCACAGCACUCCUCUCCCCCUCCCCACUCUCCUCCUUCCACCUUCGCCAUCUCCACGGAGCUUCCCAUGAUGCCCCACCGCUAAACCCUAAAUCCCGAGCUCCCGUCCCCCUCCUCCUCCUCCUCCUCCCUCCCUCGCCGUAGCUUCGGGUAGAUUCUUCCCGCACGAGGAGCGCGAGCUCGACGACGGAGCCCGAAACCCAGAUGCUUGCGAACUAGGAACGGGAGGAAGACCAGCAGCCUCAGCCUCGGCCCGGCUCGGAUCACUUCGCAUUCAUGGCAGCAUCUUGAAAGCCCCGACGCGGGAAAACGCGGAGGCGAGAAGAAGCUCGAUUUUUUUUUUUUUUUUGGCUUUCAGAAUGAUCAGCGGUUCCCACGGCGAUGCAGCAGCAGGCUUCCUCUGCACCCGCCGCCUCCUCGCGUCCUGACAAUCCCUCUCCUCCUCCUGCUUCGUCCGCCUCCGCCGUCAAGCGAUCCCCCGCCGCCACGCCGACCGCGCCGCCGUCUCUGGCCCCUCUGUCCUCCGCCCCGCACCGCCGCGAUGCCGCCGGUGGGCCCGCCCCGCCGCCCCUGCUCGCGGCGGCGCAUCCUCCCGGGGCCGAGGCCGCUGUGACCUCCCCUAUGGCGAGGGUGCGGCUCUCCGACAUCGCGCCCUACGAUGGGGCUCCGGCUGGGCCCUACCUCAGGGCGGUGGAGGCUCUGUCCGGGUCGCUCACGCGGCACAACGCGGCGGUGAUUGAGCUGGGACCGGAGGAUGCUGCGUUGAUGCGGUGCGGCUUGGAGGCCGCGAAGUUGUACUUGAGGACGAGGUCCCAGGCUCCGGCCGCUGGUAAAGGGAGUCCUCGCGGGGUUUACUUGUACAGGGCUGGGAGGCCUAUAGAGGAUGGGGAUUCAUCUCCCCCUUGCAUGGGCGAAAUUUUUAAGUGCAUGGGAAAAGUUGCUCGGGCUGCCCUUUGUGCGAUAGCAAGACAUCUCCGGUUGCGAAGCGAUGCAUUUAAUCAUUUACUGGAUGAUGUCCCAUUGCCUGCUAAUGAGGUGUCUUCAUCAGUGCUUCUUGCAUCGUACUCACCCAACACAUUGCAAAAUGGGAAAAUCACCAUUAGCGGAGGGAAGCUGAGUGUCAAUGCAGAGGUUGAGAAGGGACUUCUGACAUUAAUUUCCUCGGAUAAUCCUGGUGUACAGGUUUUUGACCCCAAUGGCCGUUGGUACCUAGCAGAUGGUGGGUCGUCUUUUGGAGAUCUGUUAUUGGUGACUGGGAAGGCACUUAGUCACAUUACUGCUGGGCUUCGUCCUGGUGCAUUGCAUAGGGCUGCACCAGAUUGCUUUGCCGGCUCUUUUGGUGGUGGGAGGACAUCAUUGGCUUUUAGGCUCAUGCCUCAGAGCAAUGCUGUAUUAGAUUGUUCUCCCAUAGCAGCUGCAGGUCAUGUCAUUCCUCAAAGCUAUGUACGAGUAUCAGUCAGCCAGUUUAUGGACGACCUUUCUGCUGAGGAGGAUGCAUUGUGCCCCAACCCUGAGAAUGUUUGUGUACCCGGAAAUAAUUCAAAUAAGGAACCAACGUUAAGAAGUGUCCUCUCUGAUCCUAUAUCUGGUGCAUUCCUUGAAGAUGCUGUGGUUGUCUCAUGCGGCCAUUCAUUUGGUGGUUUCAUGCUAAAAAGAGUGAUUGAGACGUCAAGAUGUACACUCUGCAGUGCAGAAAUUAAGGGGAAUACUUUCAUUCCGAAUCAUGCUCUUAGAGCUGCAGCUGCAGCUGUAAAGCUUGAGGAUGAUAGAAGACUCUUCCAUAAUGCACAGCUCCGCAAGAGAAGAAAAGAGAUGGGCGAUCAAGCUGAUCCAAUGAGAAGAUCUCACAGGGAAAAUGGGGAGAGUGGUGCUGAUAAUGGGCUUCAUAAAGGGGUCCAAUAUCCAUUUAUGGUAAACGAGAAAGUUCUGAUAAAGGGGAAUAAGAGGACACCAGAAAAAUUUGUUGGUAAGGAAGCAAUCAUCACAUCCCAAUGUCUUAAUGGCUGGUACUUGCUGAAAAUUAUUGAAAGUGGAGAAAAUGUUCGCCUCCAAUACCGAUCUCUUGAGAAGAUCCCAAACUCCAAUUCCAUUGAUGACAGAUGUCCAUCUCAAAUUCAGAAUGGCAGCUCAUAAUUUUUCUGUAUCAGGUGCUUGCUAAAGAUUCCAGCAAAGUAGAGGAAGAUUUUGGCCUGCAAUACCAUCCUGGAGAAGAUCCUGAUGGUCAAGCUCUGAUGAUGACAUCUAUUCUGCUCCUCUUCAAUGAUUCAGAGCGGCGGGUCAUUUUUUCUAACCCUGAAAUUUCUGUAGGUCCUAUUAGAUUUUGGAUUCCUAUAGUGCAUAAAGUUUUAAGUACAUCAUGGUGGUCGAGCUCCAUUAGGGAUAAUUUGCAAUCUGCUCCGUGUAUGUCAAAUGUAUUUCGUGUCGCAUGUGUGUUUUGCCAGAGGAAAAAGGUCAUCUGAAGCCGAGAACUCGUGUCAGGUGUUUGUAUAUUCCCUUCACAUGUAUGUGUAGGUUUACUGGAGGAAAGGUCGCUCUUUAGGUGUUACAUUAGUCAGAUGUAGAUUCAGUAGUUGUGCGUCGCCAUGUAGCUUUACAGAAAGUUUCCAAUGUGAAGCGCUCGUUGCUCAAUGCGGUGCUUCAUAGACAUAUGACUGAAUGUCGUGAAAUGGCAUGCUUCUAUUCAAUUUUGUGAUAUAGAUUAUUUUCUUCAA
Molecule: messenger RNA, 2755 nt
Organism: Eucalyptus grandis
Lineage: Eukaryota; Viridiplantae; Streptophyta; Magnoliopsida; Myrtales; Myrtaceae
Exons: 13
Coding region: 426-2177 (583 amino acids)
Source: RefSeq, a predicted model, not a curated record